Symbiodinium necroappetens is the source of this 1320-nucleotide messenger RNA. The record is from the annotation of a GenBank genome assembly. Lineage: Eukaryota; Dinophyceae; Suessiales; Symbiodiniaceae.
AUGCUCACCCAGCAAGACCUCGCGAUCGAAUCCCUCGGCGACUGCGCCGUCGACUCGCCGCUCGGCGCGACGGGGCGUUCGUCGUUCGUGGACGACGCCGACGGUGUCCUCGUCGAGUCGCGCGUCCGUGCCGAUGCGCCCCCGGCACCGCCCGUCGCCUACCAGCUCGCCGGCCCGCGACGAAAGAUCUUCUUCGAACCCGCGAAGACCACGGCCGCCCUCGUGACCUGCGGCGGGCUCUCGCCCGGGCUGAAUAACGUCAUCCGCUCGGUCGUCCUCGAGCUCGCGCACGCCUACGGCGUGAGGCGAAUCCUCGGGAUCCGCAACGGUUACCGCGGCAUCGAUUCGGACGCCGCAGAGCCGCCGAUCGAGCUGACGCCCCGCGCCGUCGCGGACAUUCAUCACGACGGCGGGACCAUCCUGGCCAGCUCGCGCGGCCCCCAGGACCCGGAGACCGCCGUCGAUUUCCUCGUAUCCCAGGGCGUGGACAUCCUCUUCCCCAUCGGCGGCGACGGCACGCAGCGCGGGGCGCUCGUGCUCCAGCGAGAGAUCGCGCGCCGGGGUCUUCCCAUCGCGGUCGUCGGCAUCCCCAAGACGAUCGACAACGACAUCCCACACGUCGCGCCGAGCUUCGGGUACGCGACGGCCCUGGAGGCCGCGUCGGACUGCAUCCGCGGCGCGCACGUCGAAGCGACCGGUGCGCCCAACGGCGUCGCGCUCGUCAAGCUCAUGGGACGCGACGCGGGGUUCAUCGCCGCCGGCGCCGCCAUCGUGAGCCAGGACGCGAACUUCGUCCUCGUCCCGGAGGUCCCCUUCCCGCUCGAGGGCGAGGGCGGGUUCCUCGAGGCGCUCGAGCGGCGCGUCCGCGAGCGGGGCCACGCCGUCGUGCUCGUCGCGGAGGGCGCCGGCCAGCACCUCUUCGAUUCCGAGAUCGCCGAGACCGACGAAUCGGGCAACAAGCGCCGGUGGGACAUCGGCGUGUUCCUCAAGGAUCGCAUCGCGUCCCAUUUCGCCGCCAGAUCGCUCGAACUCACGCUCAAGUACAUCGACCCCAGCUACCUGAUCCGGAGCUGCCCGGCGAACGCGUGGGACAAGUUCCUCUGCGACCGCAUGGCCCGGGCCGCGGCCCAUGCCGCGAUGGCCGGCAAGACCGGCAUGAUGAUCGGCGCGCGCACCGGUGAGGUCUACCACGUGCCGAUCGCCCUCGUCGGGCGCGGCCCGGCGGUCCGGCUGGAUGUCAACGGCGACGUCUGGAACGCCGCCCUCGCCUCGACCGGCCAGCCCCGCUGGGGUCAGCUCGGGCGCGCGUCCGGUGGCUGA